Messenger RNA from Eupeodes corollae, 763 nucleotides. RefSeq lists its product as uncharacterized. The transcript is spliced from 4 exons. The record is from RefSeq and is a predicted model, not a curated record. NCBI's taxonomy places the organism in Eukaryota, Metazoa, Arthropoda, Insecta, Diptera, Syrphidae. Bases 80 to 667 code for a protein of 195 amino acids.
UAAGUUGACAGCAAUGAUGCAGUAUACAAUAAAACAAGAGUCUUGAUCUCGAGUAGUUACUGAUAUAAAUACAUAGAGUAUGGCACAGUUAAUUAUUUUAUUCGUAAUAUUUUUGAUAACUUUAUUAACAAAUUCACAUCAGCAAGUCAUAACAACAACAAAACAACCAUCAACACAACAAAGUGAAUACCCUUAUUGUUUUCGUUUUACUUGGCUUGGCGAAAAAUUUGACAAAGAUAGUGAUAUCAAAAAUCUGACGUGUGAAACAUUUAAAGGGGAUUUAAAAAAUGUUCCAUGUCGAAAACCAUUGGUUGCAACAACCAACAGUAAGGAGCCUAACACAUUGCUAAUGUGGAGAAAGUAUCAAAAGAGACCGCUAGAAAUUGGAUGUCGUUUAGUGCGUGGUGAAUCCUGUAUUAAAUAUUCUUAUAUUUACAACCAGGCGGUUGAAAACAUAACAUACAUGUGCGCCAAGGCCAAUGUCUCCAAUGGAUGUUACACUCAAAAAUACACAACUGGACGUGAGGUCGAAGUGUGCGUUUGUGAAUCGAGCGCUGGCUCAGAUCCUUGUUUCACAUCGACUGCUGAAUCAAUAUUAAAUCAAAGCAUCGCAACUACUGUGUAUGCAAUAAUUUUUCUAGCUACAUUUUUCACCUUAAGGAUUUAGAAAUAUGAAAUUGUAUUAAAAUUUAAAAACACAAUAUAAAUAAAUUUAUUUUUGCAUUUAAAGUAUAAAUUGUAUUUAUUUUAUAAUUUUUUGUUU